Molecule: messenger RNA, 988 nt
Organism: Cinara cedri
Lineage: Eukaryota; Metazoa; Arthropoda; Insecta; Hemiptera; Aphididae
Source: the annotation of a GenBank genome assembly
GAGGAUAAGACCUGAAGCUACAAAUGAAAAUGAAGAGAGAGACAAUGGACUUCUUUCAGAACUUAUUGAUAGUGCAAGGGAAGAUGCAGAUGAGCAUCAAAGGAUGCAUUUGAGAAGCGUGCCGACAACAAAAUCGCUGUUGGAAAUCGAUUUUCAAAAUAGAUCUAAUGAAAGAGUGAUUAAGGAGAAGCAUCAAGAUUUCAAAGAAAAUUGUGAACUAAAAAAAGAAGGAAAAAAUAAAGAAAAUAACAAAGAUUUUUAUGAAAAAAGACCAAGUAGCUUUGAAAAUUCGUUAAUGAGAAAAUUUGGCUCUCCAGAUAUGAGCACAAAAAAUGUAUUAGAGGAGCCAGGGUACUCUAUGCAAAAAUUACCAAUACAACUAGAAGCUCUAGAGAAACAAAUUGAACUUAUAGAAGAGCAUCCUCUUGGACACGCACGUUGUCAGGUUUACAACACUUAUAUAAUUGCAGAAAAUAAAAACAAAUUAGUGAUAGUUGAUCAACAUGCAGCUCAUGAGAGAUUAGUUUAUGAAUAUAUGAAAGAAGUCAUGGAAAAAUCAGCAAUUAAGAGGCAGUCAUUACUUAUUCCCGAGAUGGUAGAAAUUACCAAUCAGGCAGGAAUGGAGAUGAUUGAAAAUUAUAAAGAUAAACUCUCUGAAAUAGGCUUUGACAUUGAGAUAAUCUCAAACUCUAUGGUAUUAAUCAAAGAAAUUCCAGCAAUUUUGAAUGGUAUAGAUAUAAAAGAGGUUAUAACUGAUGUAGCUGACAGGUUGAUAGAAAUGGAAGAUGCUUUACCAAUAGAAGAUAAAAUAAAUAAAAUACUAGCCACAAUAUCUUGCCACAACUCAAUUAGGGCAGGCAGAGAAAUGAAAUUAGAGGAAAUGAAUGCAUUACUAANUGUUGCUCUUUUGCCGGCCAUUUCUCUUACCUUUUUUACCAAAGAGUCAUGUAUUCGUUGUAAUUUUCCAUUAUUGCGCCACCUGAAAUAG